AUGUCAGGCAAGGACGUCAAAGACCUCCUAGACCUCAUCGCCGCGUUCAAGUCCAACCUCCAACACAAACAGUUCUAUCAAGCUGAAAAGCUUGUUCAGAAAACAGCUCCAAUACUUCACAAAUUGGGUGCCUUUUCCCUAACAGAUUCAGUCGAUGAUAAACUCUUUUGCCUCGCACGUGAAGCCCUAGAAUUAUCCACCAUCACCUCACUGCGCCUUGGAGAGAAUGACCCAAAAAACCAAGUCCUUUUCACCACCGGCUACAAGCUACUGAAGCCAUUCUACGACAGAGAGCAAGCGCUGCAGAUGGCCAAAGACCCCGCGCUGCAGCGUCUAAAUCCAAGCGCCAGCCAGAGAAACAAGAUUACGGCUCUAUAUCUGGUGUAUUUGUUGAGCGAGGGCAAUAUAACAGAAUUUGAUACGGUUUUGGCGGGGCUAAGGGACGUGGAUGAGGAUAGCGUCAAAAAUGAUCCGUUACUUAAAUACCCGAUCGACUUAGCGGCUAGUAUGACGGACGGGAGGUAUAACGUGGCGUGGGAACAGCUGAAACACCAGACGAGAAACAAAAAGAAUUCGGGGGGUUUGUCGGGACAAGCAAAAUUGCCUGAGGAAUUUGAAAUAUUUUCUCCGGUCCUGCUAAGUACAAUCCGAAUGUGGAUGGCCGCCAGCGCUGAAAAGGCGUACGAAUCCCUCUCCAUAUCGAGCGCCAAAGAUGUUCUAAAACUAGAUUCUGAAGGAGAUGUCGUUGAAUUUGCUCAAGCUCGAGGUUGGGUUCUCAGGGAUGGGAGAAUAUAUUUCCCUCAAUCAGAAGUGGAACACGCACAAGGUUCGGAGACAAGUGUCUCACACGCCAGCCGCGCGAUUAUUGAGAAUGGCAUUGGCUAUGCUCAGCAGUUGGGGACGAUCGUGUAA
Molecule: messenger RNA, 912 nt
Organism: Histoplasma capsulatum G186AR
Lineage: Eukaryota; Fungi; Ascomycota; Eurotiomycetes; Onygenales; Ajellomycetaceae
Product: proteasome regulatory particle lid subunit RPN12
Exons: 2
Coding region: 1-912 (303 amino acids)
Biological process (GO): proteasome-mediated ubiquitin-dependent protein catabolic process
Cellular component (GO): proteasome regulatory particle, lid subcomplex; proteasome regulatory particle; nucleus
Source: RefSeq, a predicted model, not a curated record